CGACGGCCAGGGGCGGUCGCCGGUGGCUCCUCGGCUACUUACCGGGGGGGAAGAGAGCCGGGAUCCCGGGGCCCCGGGCCGGACCGCGGAGAUGCCCCAAACUGACACGGCCGCCAUCUUGGAGACAAGGGAGAGAGAGCAUGAGCUGGGGGACAGAGGGAGAGGGAGAGAGAAUCUGAAGCAGACUCCACACUGAGCACGAGCGGACACAGGGCUCAAUCUCGCGACCCUGACAUCACGACGCUGAGAUCACAACCUGAGUCGAAGACCAAGAGGCUGACGCUUAACCGACUGCACCAUCCAGGCGCCCCUGAAUGUAUGCUUUCUUGAUGCCUGGAGCCACGACAACAAUGUUGUGAGCAUGAAGGUGAAAGCCCCACCGUAUGAAUGGAGGAAUCGCAACCUAAGAGAAGCCUGAAUCCUUGAUAUGAAGCUGACAUUCCAGCACCUGAAUGUGAUCCCCACUGGCUCCAAUUUAGGAUAAGAACAAAGUAGACUAGGAAUUCAGUUUUACUGAAUGAAUUAUUUUUUUUGAACACUUCCUAGUUGCUUCUAUAGUAGUCUGUACAAACACCAUCACAGGACCUAUAGCAUAAUAAUUCAUUCACUUGGUCAUGUAAUGAAACAAUUUCCUCCUCCACUGUCUGCCCCUAAAGUUCUGGAGGUGGAGAAGUGCAAGAUCAAGGCGCCAGCAGAUUCCGUGUCUGGUGAGGACCUGCCUCAUGGUUCAUAGACAGCCAUCUUUUCUCUGCAUCCCUACAUGGUGAGAGACCUGCCCAACUACCUCAUUUUCAGAUCUGGGAACUGAGAUUCUGAAAGGUUAAGUGCCGUGUCCAAGGUCAAGCAGGUGGUGGUCUAGCUGGGGCUGGAAGAGGCCUCCUGAAUCCAAGUCCAGAGCUCUCGAUAAGACGCUAAACAGCCAAUCACCUUUACUUUCCCCGAUGCACAUCAAUGAAAAGGCAGUGUGUCUCUUUUUAAAUGAAUUUAUCUAAUGGAAAGGAGUUAUUACUGCUCAAGAUUUGUUACCCAUGAUAUGCUAUUUGACAAAUCGUGCCCUGGAAAUCACACUUUUUAGCAUCCCCCUCGAGGUACAUUCAGGGUUACGCAGGUGGCAGCAGCAGCCACCCCUUUGUGACUGGAUGACUAAGGGCCAGGCGGCCCUCAGAUUGUUCACGACAGCCAAUCAGGGCUCGGAGCCACAGAACUGCACCAAUUGGAGAUUACCGAAGCCUCAACAAGGGCCAAUUGGGGACUCAAAGCCAAGAAGAAUGUGACUGGCGGACAGCGAUCAAUCAGAGGGGGAGAAGUGGAUCACCGACGUCCAAUCAGAGGCUUUAAGAUCUCGGUCGUGGGCGGUGCUGGCGUGAGGCCCACGGGGCAGCCAAUCAGCAGGGUUGAAAAUUGGCAGUUCUGAGGCUUUCAGACCAAAGAAGACUUUCCUCUCUCACUGACAAUCUCCACCAUGAUUCAUAGCCUCUUCUUGAUCAACUCCUCAGGAGAUAUUUUCCUGGAAAAACAUUGGAAAAGUGUGGUCAGCCGUUCUGUUUGUGAUUACUUUUUUGAGGCACAAGAGAGAGCGACUGAGGCAGAAAAUGUACCUCCAGUUAUCCCUACCCCUCACCACUAUCUCUUAAGUGUUUACCGUCACAAGAUCUUUUUUGUGGCUGUGAUCCAGACAGAGGUCCCACCUCUAUUUGUUAUUGAGUUCCUUCACCGAGUAGUGGACACAUUUCAGGAUUAUUUUGGAGUCUGUUCAGAGCCUGUGAUCAAAGACAAUGUGGUUGUGGUUUAUGAGGUACUAGAAGAGAUGCUUGACAAUGGGUUUCCAUUGGCUACCGAGUCAAACAUCCUCAAAGAACUGAUAAAGCCUCCCACUAUCCUUCGAACAGUCGUCAACACCAUAACAGGAAGCACCAAUGUGGGUGACCAGCUUCCUACUGGACAGCUGUCAGUGGUGCCCUGGCGAAGAACUGGGGUGAAGUACACCAACAAUGAGGCCUAUUUUGAUGUGAUCGAAGAGAUUGAUGCUAUCAUUGAUAAAUCAGGUUCCACAAUUACUGCUGAGAUCCAGGGGGUCAUUGAUGCCUGCGUCAAGCUGACUGGAAUGCCAGACCUUACUCUUUCCUUCAUGAAUCCCAGAUUGUUGGAUGAUGUCAGCUUCCAUCCUUGUGUUCGUUUCAAGCGCUGGGAAUCUGAGCGUAUCCUCUCCUUCAUCCCUCCUGAUGGAAACUUUCGCCUGCUCUCUUACCAUGUCAGUGCACAGAAUCUGGUGGCAAUUCCAGUAUAUGUCAAACAUAGCAUCAGUUUCCGGGACAGUAGUGCACUUGGACGCUUUGAAAUAACAGUGGGACCGAAGCAGACUAUGGGGAAGACCAUAGAGGGAGUGAUUGUCACCAGCCAGAUGCCCAAAGGGGUCCUGAAUAUGAGCCUCACUCCAUCUCAGGGGACACAUACAUUUGACCCAGUUACCAAGAUGCUGUCGUGGGAUGUAGGAAAAAUAAAUCCCCAAAAGCUACCAAGUUUGAAGGGGACCAUGAGUCUUCAGGCUGGAGCUUCCAAGCCAGAUGAGAACCCCACAAUUAAUCUGCAGUUUAAGAUCCAGCAGCUGGCCAUUUCUGGACUCAAGGUGAAUCGUCUGGAUAUGUAUGGAGAAAAGUACAAACCCUUUAAGGGCAUAAAAUACAUGACCAAAGCUGGAAAGUUCCAAGUUCGAACCUGAAGGGAGAGUUUUGCAAAAAGAACAGUCAUGAAUGCUUUUUCAUUUCUUACUUGUCUAAAAGUAAAAAAUACCAGCCUGUCUCCUAGGUCAGUAUCCCCUUCUGGACCCACCUGCUCCCUUUUUUCCUUAGCCUUCAGUGCCAUGGAACUAAUCAAGGGAGAGAAGGUCGCCAGGGAGAACUGGACAGAACUGAAACACAAUCAGCACCAACUCAGUUCUGCGAGAAGAGAUGUGUGACGGAGGGUAGAGACACUUGAUGCCAUAUUUGACUAUUCUUAACGUGGCUACCAUAGAAAAAGACUAGCAUUUGUUACUUGCUUGGCUUUAAUGAUCUAAGCCAACGAACGACCUCUUUUUGUUUUUUAAGGUAGAAAGAUUAGAAAGAAGGAAAGAAAGCUUGGAAGAGUAUGAAUGUUAGUCACAGAAAGGCCAGUUAAGGAUCUGAUCUAUGAGGGAGAAGAAAGGAAACAGUAUUGAAGAAGUAUGAGGACACAGGCUCAAGUGAAAGGGGCAGGAAAAGUAGUCAAGCCCCACAUGAAGGAGGGUUGGAAGGAAAAGAGUGGAGUUGGUUUCUUUCUGAUCCCUCUACUUUGAUAUCUAUCUAUCUAUCUAUAUAAAAUCAUCAGUACUUCUAGAAGUGAACUGGAAACUUCUUAAAUUUGAGUCCACUGAUGACAUGGAAAACCCCAGUAGAAUCAGAUUUUCCCUUGAAGACUAUGACGAUAACCGACCAGUUUUCAGAUACUAACUACUGUUUGCCUUUAGCAAUUGGUCUGUCAUCUUCUGUGAGAAGGUGACCUGCCCUCUUCCUGGCGGAGGCCGCCUAAAAUGCCCCUUUUCUAACCCAAAACAGUUUACUCACUUUGCAUUGCAGAAUUCACCAGGCUUUUUCCUGUUACCCAAGGACAAUUUCAGAAAAGCCAAUCCCAUAAUCCCAGGGCAGCCAGAUUUUGUGUGUCACCAUGUUGGAGUGUAGAUGACCAACUCCUUCCUCAUGAAGUGCAUCACAGCUGUAACCCAGUGACUCCUUAUUUAUACUUGUCAGUGCUGGACUAGUGCUGGAGUCUUUAAAAAUUUAUAUAGAAGACAGGUUUUAAAAUUUUUGUUGUAGCUUAAGGAGUGAUACUGUGCUCUGCUUAAUGCAUGGAGAAAAAUGAAGACCUCUCCAAACCCUACAAUUUUUCUCUAAAGCCCUGUUUCCAAAUCCUUCAGCAAUUUUGUUUUGCUAGUUUUAUCUCCCUACUUCCUGGACUUGUUUUUGCUGCAGAGUAAUGUUGCUUUGUGGUUUUCCUCUGGGAUAAAUUGUGCUGUAUACAAACAGGUGUGUUUCAUACUCCCAUCACUCCAGAAUUUGUCCUGAAUGACUAUGCCCUGCAUACAUACCUGGCAGGGUAGGGGAACAGCCCUGCCUAUGAUUCCAGAAUACUCGGAAUUACUUCUUCUGAGGGCUCUGAAGGAUUUUAAGGUUUCCUAGGU
Molecule: messenger RNA, 4195 nt
Organism: Mirounga angustirostris (Northern elephant seal)
Lineage: Eukaryota; Metazoa; Chordata; Mammalia; Carnivora; Phocidae
Gene: AP3M2
Product: adaptor related protein complex 3 subunit mu 2
Exons: 13
Coding region: 1463-2719 (418 amino acids)
Biological process (GO): intracellular protein transport; endocytosis
Cellular component (GO): cytoplasmic vesicle; clathrin adaptor complex
Source: RefSeq, a predicted model, not a curated record